AUGUAAGACCUUAGAACAAAAGUGAAUAUUAUAUUGCAUCAAAUAGAAAGCAAUAGAAUGCACAGGUUUAUGGAAAAUAAAUAUGUUCAAUCUUUCCAGGACUUCUACAUCAAUUACAAAAACAUGCUCUGGAAGAAAGAAUUAUCAACAAAAAUAGAAUCACAAUAUUCACCUUUCAAAAAUUUAAAUCUCAUAAUUACUUUAAAAGAAUUAUUUAAAAUGUUGAAAAAUACUGUAAUAUUCCGUUAAAAACAAAGAGAUGGAAGAAUCUUCAAUUGCUUCAUUAAUGAAAAUUAAUAAUUUUGUAUCAUUUAUCCAGGACUAACAUCCGAAAUCAGUACCAUUACUAAGUGA
Molecule: messenger RNA, 354 nt
Organism: Paramecium tetraurelia
Lineage: Eukaryota; Ciliophora; Oligohymenophorea; Peniculida; Parameciidae
Exons: 2
Source: RefSeq, a predicted model, not a curated record